This is a messenger RNA of Callorhinchus milii (elephant shark), 3297 nucleotides long. RefSeq names its product recombination activating 1 (gene rag1). The transcript has 2 exons. Gene Ontology annotation, molecular function: sequence-specific DNA binding; double-stranded DNA endonuclease activity; metal ion binding. Gene Ontology annotation, cellular component: DNA recombinase complex; endodeoxyribonuclease complex; nucleus. NCBI's taxonomy places the organism in Eukaryota, Metazoa, Chordata, Chondrichthyes, Chimaeriformes, Callorhinchidae. The coding region runs from base 1 to 3297 and encodes 1098 amino acids. Gene Ontology annotation, biological process: pre-B cell allelic exclusion; V(D)J recombination; adaptive immune response. The record is from RefSeq and is a predicted model, not a curated record.
AUGGUGCAGCUGCAUCAGCUAAUGCUUUUCUCUUCCAAGCAGCUUGUUGAAAUCCUUGCUGGUGUUAGUAUGCAACAUGACAGGCUCCUAAAUGCCACAAUGAGUCACAGGUGUCAGCAUUUGAAACAAAUGGAGAUGCCAUUGUGCAACAUGCCUGAAAGGACGAGGUGCACAGAGACUGCGCCUUUCAGAAAAAUCGAAUGGGAAGACAAAAUUUCAAAGGCAAUACAUAAUGCCACGGAACCUUUAGUUACCAUGGCUGCCCAUAGCAUGCAGUUUAAACUUUCUCCAUCUCAAACCCAGACAAUGGAGACCUUACCUUUGGAGACAUUGCCUCUGGACAAGAAGACUUUGGAAGAUAAGCCACAAUACAACAGGUUUGUUCAGAAAAGCAAACCUUUGGAGUACACGCCAACGAAAACUCAGCUUCCUGAAUCCAAGCAAGUGAAAUCCAAAUCUUUAGAAGAACACAAAUUGCAUUUGCAGAAUCUCUGCCGCAUUUGCGGAGGUUCCUUUAACACCAGCCGCUAUGACAUGAAGUAUGCAGUCAGUGGCCCAGUCGAUGACGUCACCCAAGAUGUUCUUAGGAAAAUGGGACAUGGGGAUUGCUUUUGGCCUGAGCUCGUCCAUAACACCUUCAAAGUAGAUGUCAGGAGAGAUAUGGAGACCGUUCACCCCACCCACUUCUGCCACAGCUGCUGGCGCAUUGCAAUUCAGAUGAUCAACAAUACAAACAAUGAAGAUGCAUUUUUUCCCAUCAAUAAAUUUAUGCACUGGAAGCCUCAUUCCAACCACUGUAGAGUUUGCAACUCUUCAAAAGGAAUUCGCAAGAGAAAGGGUCUGGGAAGAAGUCCGCAGGUCCCCAAAAAAGCAAAGGUUGCCAUCGACCUUCCGAUCAGACCAAAGGUUGUUAAUAGAAGAGAUCAGAUGAACAGCACAAGCAUUAUGUUGGCUAAAAAAGUGGUCAACUGCAAGAAGCUCCAUCUAAGUCCAAAGCUCCUUGUGGAUGACUAUCCCCACCACUUUCUCCAGUCGGUCUCAUGUCAGGUUUGUGACCAUCUACUUGCUGACCCUGUGCAAUUACCAUGCAUGCAUCUGGCCUGCAGAACAUGCAUUUUCAAAUGCUUUGCAGUUCUCGGAAAGUAUUGCCCAGUUUGCAGGUUUCCUUGUUGUUCGGCAGAGCUCACAAGCCCUGUCAAAUCUUUCAGUCACGUUCUGAAUUCCCUUGUGGUGAAAUGCCCAAUGGCAGACUGCAAAGAUGAGAUGAGACUAGAUGAAUAUUCUCACCAUGCCCAAACUCACAAAGAGACCAGAGGGAAAUAUGAUUACUCACCAACAAACAAGGGUGGUCGGCCAAGGUUACACUUGUUGUCUUUAACACGAAGAGCUCAAAAGCAUCGCCUGCGAGAUCUCAAGCAUCAUGUUAAAGCUUUUGCAGAGAAAGAAGAGGGUGGAGACGUGAAGUCGGUUUGUCUCACUCUGUUUCUACUUGCGCUGAGAGCUGCAAACGAACACAGGCAGGCAGACGAGCUAGAGGCUAUAAUGCAGGGAAGAGGAUCAGGGUUGCUACCUGCAGUCUGUCUUGCCAUUAGAGUCAACACAUUCUUGAGUUGCAGUCAAUACCAUAAAAUGUACAGAACAGUCAAAGCAACAACUGGGAAGCAGAUCUUCCAGCCAUUGCAUUCACUCCGAACUACAGAGAAAACUCUGUUGCCUGGUUAUUUUCCAUUUGAAUGGCAACCUCCACUAGAAAAUGUCUCUACUAACACUGAAGUAGGAAUAAUAGAUGGUUUGAGUUGUUGGCCCCAGUGCAUUGAUGAUUAUCCGAUGGACACAAUUUCCCGACGGUUUAGGUACGAUGUAGCACUUGCUGCAACUAUCAAAGAUCUUGAAGAAGACAUCUUGCAAGGUCUGAAAUCACACGGAAUGGAUGAGUUUCAGAGUGGGCCAUUCACUGUUGUGGUAAAGGAGUGUUGCGAUGGAAUGGGGGACGUCAGCGAAAAGCACGGAUGCGGUCCAAUUGUCCCAGAAAAGGCAGUGAGGUAUUCCUUCACAAUAAUGAGUGUGAGCGUCACGGGUGAAAACAAUGAAAAUGUCAAGGUAUUUGAAGAAUUGAAGCCAAAUUCUGAAUUGUGCUGCAAACCUCUUUGCCUCAUGUUGGCAGAUGAAUCUGACCAUGAAACCCUGACAGCAGUGCUGGGCCCACUCAUCGCCGAAAGGAAAGCCAUGAAGGCAAGUCAUUUAAUCCUUGAAAUUGGCGAUUUGCUCAGGUCUUUUCGAUUCAUCUUCCGAGGCACAGGGUAUGAUGAGAAGCUUGUGCGUGAAGUGGAAGGCCUUGAGGCCUCAGGCUCCAUCUAUGUUUGCACAUUAUGUGACUCCACUCGUAGUGAGGCCUCAGUGAAUUUGACCUGCCAUUCCAUAACCAGGAGCCACACAGAAAACCAUGAGCGCUAUGAAAUUUGGCGAUCAAACCCAUAUCGCGAGUCCCCUGAAGUCCUCCGCGAUAGAGUGAAAGGCAUCUCAGCCAAGCCUUUUAUUGAAACUCAGCCCUCCAUUGAUGCCUUGCAUUGCGAUAUUGGAAACGCAACGGAAUUCUUCAAGCUCUUCCAAGAUGAGAUUGGGGAGCUUCACAUCAAGCCCAACCCGUCCAAAGAGGAUAGGAAAAGGUGGCAAGUACUGCUCGAUCAGCAUUUGAGAAAGAAGAUGAAUCUGAAGCCUAUCAUGAGGAUGAAUGGAAACUUUGCCAGGAAACUGAUGACCAAAGAGACCGUAGAAGUAGUAUGUGAAUUAAUUCCGUCUGAGGAGAGGCGAGAAAUUCUCAGAGAGCUAAUGUCACUUUACGUCCUGAUGAAACCAGUGUGGCGCACCACGUUUCCUAUCAAGGAGUACCCAGACCUUGUGCACCAAUACAGCUUUAAUUCCCAAAAGUUUGCAGACCUGCUCGCUACAAAGUUCAAGCACAGAUAUGAAGGGAAGAUCACAAAUUACCUGCACAAAACUUUGGCCCACGUUCCUGAGAUCAUCGAACGAGAUGGUUCCAUAGGAGCUUGGGCGAGUGAAGGAAAUGAAUCGGGCAACAAGCUUUUCCGACGUUUUAGGAAAAUGAAUGCGAGGCAGUCUAAAAGUUAUGAGCUGGAAGAUAUCCUGAAGCACCACUGGCUGUACACUUCCAAAUAUUUGCAGAGGUUCAUGAAUCAACACAAUGAACUGAAACAAUCAGUGUUUGCUUCCACACCAUUUGACAGCAGCAGCCAAAAUGAUUCACCACCAGAGCCACAUGACUCCAUUGAUUUUUAA